AUGAAUUCCUCUUCCUCCUACAAGCAAGCCACCUCUCCUUGUUCUACUCUUCCCAAAUCACCUGGCUCAACCUUUGAACGAAAAACCUAUGCCACCCACCAUGCAACAUAUGAAGGGAGCUCCAGUGCAAAUUCAUCUCCGGAGAUUCCAAGAAAAGAUUUUGGUUCCUCUGCUACCAGGGGGAGAAGCCAAACCCGAGAGAGUGAAAUCCGAGUGAGGCUGCAGAGUGCUUCUCCAUCAACCAGGUGGACAGAACUAGAUGAUGUUAAGCGACUGCUUCGAGGAAGUCGGUCUGCUAGUGCCAGCCCAACACGGUCUUCAUCCAACACUCUCCCUAUACCUAAGAAAGCUGUUGUGGAAACCAAGAUGGUGACAGAGAGCACUCAGUCAGUGUCAGGGACGUACGACACAACCAUCUUGAAUGCUGCCCUCCCACCGUACAUGUGGUCCUCCACCCUGCCUGCAGGGUCAUCUCUCGGCGGCUACCACAACAACAUGACCCAAAGUUCAUCUUUGAUCAACACAGCAGCCCACUCUACUGGAUCAGUGUUCGGAGUUACAAACAACUUGGCACCCAGCAACCCCAGUCUCAAUGCUGGUCUCAGUACUUCUUCUACAGUAUUUGGGGUUCAAAACAACCUGGCCCCAGCUACUCUUGGUGUUGGCAACAAUGUAAACACAGCCUCUACAGCAUAUGGAGUAAAGAAAAAUACUAUGCAGAGCUCUGGUGUGACCAGCACUGGAGUGUCUACCUCAUCUACAACUGCAGCCGCCACCACAGGAUCUCAGCAUGAUGACUUCCUGCGCAAAGACUGCAAGUUCCUGCUCCUAGAGAAAGAGAAUGUCACUCCCAAAAAAGAGAUGGAGCUGUUGAUCAUGACCAAGGACAAUGGGAAAGUUUUCAGUGCAUCCAGCGCUGGGCUCAGCGGAGGCUGUUAUACUGAAGACACCCUAAAGAAAGACAAGCAGGCCAAUGCUGCUUAUACUGGAGAUUCCUACCUGAAAUCAGAAUCAAACGGAGGACUAAAAUCUGUUUCUACAAAGGACAAAGCCACCUAUGCAGAAGUUCGAGGUGAUGAUGGAUGUGGUGGGGCAGCGGAGGAAGUGAGGAGGCUAAGAUCCCGUGUGGAGAACCUUGAAUCCCAAGGCAGCUUCCAGUACUUUAACAAUGAGAAAGAUGUCCAAGGGGGGACAUAUAGCAGACUUGAAGCAGGACCAAAUGAUCUGAAUGAAGAGAAGCUGUGGGCGUUAAUGAAGUACAGGCUAGAUAAGGAGAUAAAUAAAGGUUAUUUGCAAGGACAAAAAGGAGAGCAAGGGUUCCCUGGCAUACCAGGUCCUCCAGGUCCGAAAGGUCACCCUGGACCUGAUGGACAGAAGGGCAGCAAGGGUCCUGUUGGAGAACCAGGACCUCCAGGCCCACCAGGUAUCCCGGGUCUUAAAGGUCCUUCUGGAAUGCAAGGAUUCAGAGGUGAACCAGGUAGCCCAGGUGUUAAAGCACUGAUGAAGCUGGCAGUGGUGGGCUAUGGGCUGAUGAGCAUCAGUUCUGAGAGAGGAACAGGUCAGGAGCCUCUGUGGCAGAGAGUGGGAGCCCUGGGCCAGUGGCAUGUUCACCUUUCCUCUUUCUCUUCCCCUUGA
Varanus komodoensis (Komodo dragon) is the source of this 1635-nucleotide messenger RNA. RefSeq names its product collagen alpha-1(XVII) chain-like. Lineage: Eukaryota; Metazoa; Chordata; Lepidosauria; Squamata; Varanidae. The transcript is spliced from 20 exons. The record is from RefSeq and is a predicted model, not a curated record. Bases 1 to 1635 code for a protein of 544 amino acids.